Messenger RNA from Salvia hispanica, 2609 nucleotides. Its product is annotated as putative galactinol--sucrose galactosyltransferase 2. The record is from RefSeq and is a predicted model, not a curated record. NCBI's taxonomy places the organism in Eukaryota, Viridiplantae, Streptophyta, Magnoliopsida, Lamiales, Lamiaceae.
CUAUUUCACCUAUUUAAACCCAAUUUUUUCAAUCACAGAUACUCACCUUUGAUUUCAUCUCCUUCUCUCCCAUUCUUGUUUUUUCAUUUUAGAUCUUCAAGAAUCUUGAUCUAUCUACAUUGCUUCAUUGUUUAGAACCCGAAAAACGCCUCCGAAAACUGUAAUAAAGCAAAGGAAAAAAUGACAAUCACAGCUGUGCCAGUGAUCAAGAAUGGCUGCCUAAUGGUUCGUGGCAAGGUUGUCUUAACCGGAGUUCCAGACAACGUUGUCAUCACUCCAUCGAGCUCGGGGUCAGCCUUCGUUGGCGCCACUUCGCCUAGCCCGAGCUCUCACCAUGUCUUCAAUCUUGGAACUCUUGAAAACUACAGAUUCAUGUGCCUUUUCAUCGCGAAGAUCUGGUGGAUGAUCCCGCGUGUUGGGAGGUCAGCUAGUGAGAUCCCUAUGGAGACUCAGAUGCUUCUGUUGGAAGCUGAGGAGGAAUCUGCUCUGGAUUUGCUUCAAGAGGAGAGCGAAACGAGUGGGAACAAGUUCUACGUGCUCGUGCUGCCCGUGCUGGAUGGAGCGUUCAGGACAACGCUGCAAGGGACUAAAGCGAACGAGCUCCACUUCUGCUGUGAAAGUGGUGAUCCUAAUGUGCAAAUUUCACAAGCGUUGGAAGGCGUUUUUAUCAAUUCGGGUGACAACCCUUUUGAGCUACUCAAGGAUUCAAUCAAGAUAUUGGCAAAGCACAAGGGCACAUUUAGUCACCUGGAUAACAAGAAGUCUCCUGCUCACAUAGACUGGUUUGGAUGGUGCACGUGGGAUGCUUUCUACACUGAUGUUACUCCAAAUGGAAUCAAAGAUGGUCUACAAAGCUUCAAAGAGGGUGGCAUUUCUCCGAAGUAUCUGAUCAUAGACGACGGGUGGCAAGAAACCGAGAACGAAUUCAAGAAGGAAGGAGAGCCAAUCAUUGAAGGAACACAAUUUGCUACCAGAUUAACUGAUAUCAAGGAAAAUAGCAAGUUCAAGAUCUCAGAAUCAGAUGGUACAGCAACAAAUCUCAAAGAAUUGAUUCAUCAAAUCAAGGAGAACUAUGGCUUAAAGUAUGUCUACAUGUGGCACGCUCUAGCCGGCUACUGGGGCGGAGUGCAGCCAGCAUCGGAGGCGCUCAAGAAGUACAACCCGAAGCUGCAAUACCCGGUGCAGUCACCAGGGAACGUCGGGAACAUCACAGACAUAGCCAUGGACAGCCUGGAAAAGUAUGGAGUUGGAGUGGUUGAUCCUGAAAAGGCCUUCGAUUUCUACAACGAUAUGCACAGCUAUCUUGCCAGCAGUGGUGUGGAUGGUGUCAAGGUCGACGUGCAGAACCUGAUCGAGACUCUGGGAGCCGGACACGGUGGCAGAGUCUCCAUCACCAAACAGUAUCAUGAAGCUCUUGAUGAGUCCAUUGAGAAGAACUUCACUGACAACAACUUGAUCUGCUGCAUGUGUCACAACUCAGACUCGAUUUUCAGCUCAAAGAAGAGCGCGACUGCUAGAGCGUCCGAGGAUUUCAUGCCUAAUGAGCCCACAUUUCAGACACUGCACAUUGCAUCUGUGUCUUUCAACAGCCUUCUUCUAGGUGAAGUUGUUGUGCCAGAUUGGGACAUGUUCCACAGCAAUCACAGCACUGCAGAGUUCCAUGGUGCAGCAAGAGCAAUAGGAGGAUGUCCAGUCUAUGUGAGCGACAAGCCAGGAAAACACGACUUCGAGAUACUCAAAAAACUCGUGCUGCACGAUGGAUCCAUCUUGAGGGCUAGAUAUGCUGGAAGGCCUACACGUGACUGCCUGUUUGUUGAUCCAGUCAUGGAUGGAAAGAGCUUGCUCAAGAUAUGGAACUUGAACAAGAUAACCGGAGUUGUUGGAGUUUUCAACUGCCAAGGAGCUGGAACUUGGCCUAUGAAACAAGCACCCGAAUCCACUCAAAACACCGGCCCCAUCCCAGGCCGUUUUAGCCCCCUUGAUGUGGAAUACCUCGAAGACAUUGCAGGCGAAACGUGGACUGAGGACUGCGCUGUAUAUGCCUUCAAUUCAGGAACCCUUUCAAGAGUGCCUAAAAACAGAGCUGUUAGAGUGUCACUGGGAGUGUUAGAGUGUGAAAUCUUCACCAUUUCCCCAAUAAAACAGAUGUUGAAUGAGGAAAUCCAAUUUGCACCUAUUGGUCUGAUUAACAUGUACAACUCUGGUGGAGCAGUCGAGGAUUGUACAUUCGGUGAAACUGUGACAAUCAAGGCAAGAGGGAGAGGAUUGUUUGGAGCAUAUUCGAGUAAGAAACCGCGUUUCUGUAAGGUGGAGAAGAAAGAUGAGGAGUUUACAUACAGUUCAGACAGUGGAUUGCUCACAGUAGAUCUUCAAAGUGACAGCAGCUUCAAAGAGAUUGAGAUUGCCUACUGAAUUAUUCCAGAUUUUCCAAGAGCAAAAAUGUAGGAUUUUUCACAGAAGAAAAUUAUUCAAAUUUUUUCAUCAUGAGGAUCAAAAAGAAGAGGGAAAUUAUAUCAAGCUUUUUUGUCAUUGUUUUCUGUUAUUUCUUUCAUUCUUUUUUUGUAAAGCUCGUGGUUAAUUCAAUAAUGGAAGAUGGAUUUUAUCUAUUA